AUGUUUUGGAGACUUCUUUUCGCCCUGGCUAUUACCUUGGCCUCUGUAUUCCCGGCCUUCGGUGCUCCUAAGGAUGUGUUGGGGCUUGCAAGCCAAUCCACGGACAAAUAUGUGUUUGCUCAUUUCAUGGUUGGCAUAGUGGGGAACUACCAACUCGAAGAUUGGAAAAUAGACAUGGCCGCCGCGCAAUCUACUGGAAUCGAUGCAUUUGCGCUGAACUGUGCAAGUAUCGACACCUACACACCCACCCAGCUAGCUCUUGCGUACGAAGCAGCCGCAGAAGUUGGUUUCAAAGUCUUUAUUUCUUUCGACUUUGCCUACUGGAAUAACGGAGACACCGCAAAUAUUACUGCAUACAUGCAGCAAUAUGCGACACAUCCUGGGCAGAUGCAGUACAAAGGUGCCGCUAUCGUGAGUACAUUUGUUGGAGACUCGUUUAAUUGGAAUCCAGUGAGACAGGGCACAUCUCACCCUAUCUAUGCACUGCCCAACCUUCAAGAUCCAGCUGAAGCCACAACAGUUGCGGCUAAGAGUGCCGAUGGGGCCUUUUCCUGGCUGGCUUGGCCUACGGAUGGAGGUAACAGCAUUAUUCCUGGGCCUAUGACUACAGUUUGGGACGACAGAUUCUUCCGGUUCCUCAACGGGAAAACAUAUAUGGCUUCCGUAUCGCCUUGGUUCUCGACUCACUUCAACACUAAAAAUUGGGUCUUUAUCUGCGAGAACUUGCCAACAUUGCGCUGGGAGCAGAUGCUUUCUCUGAAGCCAGAUUUGGUGGAGAUCAUAUCCUGGAACGACUACGGCGAAUCCCAUUACAUCGGCCCAUCUGAGCCCAACCAUAGCGACGAUGGUUCUUCGCAGUGGGCAGCAAAUAUGCCCCAUGACGCCUGGCGAGAACUGUACAAGCCCUACAUCGCAGCAUACAAGUCGGGCGCAUCGGCUCCCACCGUGGAAGAGGAUAAGCUUGUUUAUUGGUAUCGCCCUACCCCCAAGGGCGUGGUAUGCACGGGGGAUUCCCUCGGGGCUCCGAGUGGUAUAAGCAUGCUGAGCGAUAGUAUCUUUGUCGCGACCAUGUUGACGGGUCCGGCUACUCUGACUGUCCAGAGUGGAAACAACAGUCCUGUUAGUGUUAGCGUUCCGGCGGGAAUCACGACAUCGAAUGUGACUAUGGGAGUUGGUGGUCAGUGGUUUACUGUCACUCGUGAUGGGCAGACCAUCCUGAGUGGCCAAGGUGGCCUGGUUGUCAAAGAUAGUUGUACUCACUACAACUUCAAUGUCUAUGUAGGGUCGAUCUCUCGGGGCUUUUAA
This is a messenger RNA of Penicillium olsonii, 1305 nucleotides long. Lineage: Eukaryota; Fungi; Ascomycota; Eurotiomycetes; Eurotiales; Aspergillaceae. The record is from the annotation of a GenBank genome assembly.